This is a messenger RNA of Centruroides sculpturatus (bark scorpion), 746 nucleotides long. Its product is annotated as myb/SANT-like DNA-binding domain-containing protein 3. The transcript is spliced from 2 exons. The record is from RefSeq and is a predicted model, not a curated record. NCBI's taxonomy places the organism in Eukaryota, Metazoa, Arthropoda, Arachnida, Scorpiones, Buthidae. Bases 231 to 746 code for a protein of 171 amino acids.
ACCAACAUUGCCUAAUCGUGGUAUUUGUAAAUCCAGCGAUUAGACUAAUACCGAGAUUACUGACGCGAGGAUUUCACCAACAAAUUUUAGCGAAGGAUUAGUAAAUCCCGAGAUAUUAAGAACAGGAUUAGUGAAUCCGAUAAUCUCGACACCAGCGUUACUAAAAAAUUUUCUUACACGUUACUCGAUUGGAUAUUUCGGAAAGACGUAAUACGCGCUUAGAUACAAACAUGGCAGACAACAAAAAACGAAGUCGACAACCCGAUUUUUCUCAUCGAGAAACAGAGUAUUUAAUGGAAUUAAUCGAAAAAUACAAAAAUAUAAUCGAAUCAAAGGAGACGAAUGCCAUAUCCUUAAAGAAAAAAAAUGAAACGUGGCAAAUUCUAACCGAAGAAUUUAAUAAGUUUCCGGAGGUUAGUAAACGGGACACAAAAAACUUGAAAGUUUUUUGGAAAAAUUUAAAACAAAAAGCAAGAAAAGAUGUGGCAUCAAAUAAGCGAGCACGGAUGAGUACUGGAGGAGGAAUAUGUGCCGAUAUCGAGUGUCCAAUGCCACCAAUUACGCAACAAAUUUUCUCCUUAAUCCCCGAGCAAUUUACGCCUCUCUCAAAUCCUGUUGACAGCGAUGCUGAUUUUAAUGUCCCUGUCGAAGAUAAUGUUGUGGCCGAAUUUCCUGCAUUACUGCAACAGCAAUCAGGAGAAUCAAAUAGUGAAACUUUGAAUGCAUCAAAUGUAAGUGUUAAAUAG